This is a messenger RNA of Magallana angulata, 753 nucleotides long. RefSeq lists its product as uncharacterized. NCBI's taxonomy places the organism in Eukaryota, Metazoa, Mollusca, Bivalvia, Ostreida, Ostreidae. The transcript is spliced from 3 exons. Bases 55 to 513 code for a protein of 152 amino acids. The record is from RefSeq and is a predicted model, not a curated record.
AAUGUACUCACAAACAGAGGGAAUCCUAAUUGGAUAGUUUGGGGUGACCUCACGAUGGACCGUCGGCUUCUGCUCUGUCUGCUUGUAACGUUGUGGGUCAAUGGACAGUCUCAGAUACCCACUGGCGACCUUGCUGUUAUGGGAUUCCUAGGAACAGUUGGCAUUUCUGCCGGAGUCGCCACUGCGAUAAUUUCGGCAACAGCAGUGAAACUACAGUCCGACUUAAAGAAAUGCUUAGAAAAGUCGGCUAAAAUGGAUGAAAGAAUAGUUGUACCGGACUGUCCGCCUACCAAUGAAGACUGUCCCAAUCAGCUGGCUCAAUGUGAGAAGGAAGAGGAGGAUUUGGAGCUUGAGCGUAUUCAAAAGCUUGAUCUCUUGGAGAAGGCUUGUUUGGGCCGCCCUAGGCGUUGUGCUUGUGGAAGGAUCACUGACGAAGCUUCGUGCGACGCCAAUACCGACUGCGAAUACAAAACCGACAAACUGUUUUGUGUACCUAUACAAAACCCACGCUAAUUGGCAAUAUGAAUAUAACUCUCGCCCCUUUCUCAUCCGAGGAUUGUUGCUUUUUAUUUCAAGAAUCUCUCUUUUUUUGGCUAUAUUACGGUAUUUCUGAACAACUUUCUUAAAACACCCAAGUAAUGGACUAAUAUUAAAGUUGAUAUGUUGAAUGCUUAGAAAUUGUAAUAAUCACAAGCUUAUGUAAAAUACAUUGGAAAUAUUAAACUCUUGCUGAAUAAAUGAGGCUUUACUUCA